This is a messenger RNA of Ambispora gerdemannii, 954 nucleotides long. Lineage: Eukaryota; Fungi; Glomeromycota; Glomeromycetes; Archaeosporales; Ambisporaceae. The record is from the annotation of a GenBank genome assembly.
AUGUCACUAAAACCGAUGGGCGAUAUAUACGCUAACGGGAACCAGAAUGCAUAUACAGAAUCUGUAGUAGAACCCGAGUUGAAAAAGAAUGUUCUCGCUAAAAUUACCCUAUAUCUUGUGAAUAACCAAAUUGAGUUCCCGUUAACCAUCAUAACUAUUAUUACAACAUGUUGGGCGAUAGAGGUGCCCGGUUUCGAGAAAUUUGUUACUUUGCAACAUCGAGACCUAAAAACAGGAUUAUAUGUGAAGGGAACAGAUGAUUUAUACUUUAUUUUCCUUUGGGUGACAAUAUUUACCUUGCUCAGAGCAAGCACAAUGGAAUAUAUAUUAAAACCACUAGCAGGAUGCUGGAAGAUAAAGAGCAAGUAUCAAGUAAUAAGGUUCGCAGAGCAAGGAUGGUCGUUCUUAUAUUAUUCUGUAUUUUGGACACUUGGAAUGUACAUAAUGUACCAUUCACCAUAUUGGUUCAAUACACCUCAAUUUUGGAUAGGUUAUCCACACAACAAAAUGACAUAUCUCUUUAAAUGGUAUUAUCUGGUGCAAUUAGCUUUCUGGGUUCAACAAGCGAAAGGAUUUCGCGGAAAUGAUAGCGCAUCAUGCGAUUACCAUUUCGUUGAUGAGCUUUUCAUAUUUAUACAAUUUGACCCGGAUUGGGAAUGCUGUUCUAUGUUGUAUGGAUUUCUCGGAUAUUUUACUGCCGAGCAUAAGUGGUCACCGGAAGAAGAAGCAUAUUUUUCGAAAAAUGUCCUGUGGUUUUUCAUGGGACUACUUCUCUUUCUUCAAGCGAUCAUUAUAUUCUGGUUUGUGCUGAUUUGUCAAGUAGCCUGGCGAGUGAUUCGUGGCGACAAUGCUCACGACAAUCGAAGUGAUUCCGAAGAUGACGAGGAAGCAUUGAAUAUACAUGGAAAAGCAAAUGGCAAGGUUUUAUCGCAUAAAAGCAAAAAAACAAACUAA